This is a messenger RNA of Cucurbita moschata (crookneck pumpkin), 701 nucleotides long. RefSeq lists its product as uncharacterized. The record is from RefSeq and is a predicted model, not a curated record. NCBI's taxonomy places the organism in Eukaryota, Viridiplantae, Streptophyta, Magnoliopsida, Cucurbitales, Cucurbitaceae. The coding region runs from base 57 to 566 and encodes 169 amino acids. The transcript has a single exon.
GGCGAGAGAGAUUCCAUUAUAGGCACAACUCCCACUUUCUCCAACACGCUCUCUCUAUGGGGAAUUCUGCGUCUUGUGCGCCUUCAAUGGCCUCCAAUGGCGCCGCGAAGGUCUUAUCCUUAGACGGAAAAUUGCAGAGCUACAGGAAGCCAGUGCAGGCCGCGGAACUAAUGAUCGAGCAUUCCGGCAAAUUCCUCUGCGAUUCCGCUGAUCUCAGCGUCGGCCACCGGAUUCAAGGCCUUUUGCCAGACGAAGAUCUCGAGUGCCGGCGAUUGUACUUUCUACUUCCGAUGGAUCUCCUCUACUCCGUGCUAACGAUCGAAGAAAUGAGAUCUCUGACGUACACCGCUACAAAGGCUCUGAAACAUGGAAAUUCGAGUGGAUUUGGAAGGAUCUUCCCUGUUUUGAUCACUGAUCUCUGUAUUUCUCUGUCGGAUGUGAAUCGAUUGAAAUCGGCGGACGGCGAUCGAGAGAAUCGAAGUUCGAAACCGGUGCAGAGAUUGAUGUCGAAACAGAGAUCGUGGAAGCCUGCGCUCGAAACCAUCGCUGAAACUUCGUGCGCGUAGAAAGAAAGACGAUCGCAAUCGCAAAAUGUGUGAGAUUAAUUACAUUACGAAUAAUUCGUUCCAAUUUUGCUUCGAUGAUCGUAGAUAUAAUAAACCUUGGAAAUUUUAUUAUUAUUUAUUUAUUAUUUUAUUUUA